CUGGUGGACGACAUCCUGAGCGGGCGCAUAGAACUCAGACAUCCGAAGCUUGACCUUCCUGGCCUACUCCGAGAUGGUUUGCGGGUGGAGGACUGGACCUUUGGUCUCAGCGUGGAACGAGCAUUGUGGGCCGACGUAUUAGGAUGGUUGGUUCGUUGUCAGCUAUGGUACCAGGUAAGUCAACAUGUAACCCCGGUGACCCCAAGCAUUCAUCAAGCGCCAGAGUCAUUCUCCGUCAAUUGGCAUGCUUCUGAAAAACAUUCAUAUACGGGUUUCGAGCCACCAUCUGCGAACGUGGAACUCAAAAAGACCCCGCUGCUGCCCAGUGUCGUCUCUGCGGCGCUUCCCCCGGCCAUUUCCCUCGACGGAGUCGCAUAUACCCUCAUGGAAAGCUCGGUCAAGGAAUUACAGGCAUCCCUAGUACCCGGAACCAGCUUGACUCUCGUCUUCACGACCCCGGGGACAACAGCCUCCUUCCCGAGUAACAACUUCGUCCUCGCUGCGCUACCGUUCUUACCUCGCAGUGGGUUCAAGCAGACUUCCCAGAAGCAGGUUCACCCCACAAAUCAGCAUGGCCCAUGGGCUCCCGCCCCACUGUUCUCGUCUCUGCCCCAAAUUCUGCAGCUUCUGACGGCAGGUCCGAACCCUCUGGUCGUCAAUUCCAUCGUCAACAUCUCAGAGGCGUACGCCAGCUCGCUACAUGCGUAUGUGCAUGCUUUGGAAGAAGACAGGGUCGCUACGGAGAGGUUCGUCCAGCAACACGGCGUCGCCCACUGGCGGGGGGAACGAUUCUUUGCUAGCUGGGAGGCGGCGUGCUUGACGAACAAGUUGCUGGAGAGAUGGGCAGUCGUGGUGCGCAGAUAGUGCUGACAGCGAGGAGCAGUACGUUGAGAUUGUACGUCGUAAAUGGGACCACCGUGUUCAUGGGUCCGAUGCGACGCAAUGCAAAGAACCAUGCUUGAUCCCAUGCCAUGGGCUAUCAGUAUAACGCAGCGAUGCAAAAUUCAGUCUGUAGAACGUGGUGGUCGAAAGCAAGAUCUGAGGGAGAUGUCAAAAUAUAGUAUGCGAUGAAUAAUGAUAACGGUAGCGAAUGGAGAGCGGAAUCAAGCAGCAACGUCUACCCAU
Molecule: messenger RNA, 1125 nt
Organism: Rhodofomes roseus
Lineage: Eukaryota; Fungi; Basidiomycota; Agaricomycetes; Polyporales; Fomitopsidaceae
Exons: 2
Source: RefSeq, a predicted model, not a curated record